Molecule: messenger RNA, 996 nt
Organism: Pestalotiopsis fici W106-1
Lineage: Eukaryota; Fungi; Ascomycota; Sordariomycetes; Amphisphaeriales; Sporocadaceae
Exons: 2
Coding region: 1-996 (331 amino acids)
Biological process (GO): catechol-containing compound metabolic process
Molecular function (GO): catechol 1,2-dioxygenase activity; ferric iron binding
Source: RefSeq, a predicted model, not a curated record
AUGGCCUCCGAAAAUACACGCCCUGACCUGCCCCCACUCAAAGAUCUGACCAUUGACAACAUUACUGAAAAUGUUCACAGCAUCAACUCGCGAUGCGAGGAUGCACGGCUCAAAUUCCUGCUCGAGACCUUGGUGACGCAUCUACACGACUUUGCGCGCGAGACCCGCCUCAGCGUCAAGGAGUGGGAGACGGCCAUAGAGUUCCUCGUGCAGGUGGGCAAGAUCAGCAGCGACGUGCGCCACGAGUUCAUUCUGCUCUCGGACAUUCUGGGCCUAUCUUUACUGGUAGACUCCAUUGACCACCCCAAGCCGCCCAACUCGACCGAGGGCACCGUUCUCGGUCCCUUUCAUACCCUCGAGGCGCACGACCUUGCCUCGGGCGAUCAGAUAUCGCAUGACCCCGACGGCGAGCCUUUGUUUGUCUUGUGCUCGAUCAAGGAUACCCAGAGCCGCGCUAUAAGUGAUGUGUCAGUCGACGUGUGGGAAACCGACUCAAAGGGUUUCUACGAUGUGCAAUACGCAGAACGGUCUGGGCCCGACGGUCGUGCCGUGUUAAAGAGCAACCAGGAUGGCAUCUUUUACUUCAAGGCCAUUGUACCGGUGCCUUAUCCGAUUCCAAAUGACGGGCCAGUGGGUAAACUCUUGGGACGGCUCAAGAGACAUCCUUAUAGACCAAGUCAUAUGCAUUUCAUGUUCAAGAAACCCGGCUAUGACCGCCUGAUCACAGCUCUUUACUUGCGCGGUGAUCCCUACGAAAACUCGGACGCCGUGUUUGGAGUCAAGGAGUCCCUCAUCACCACAUUGGGACUCGUGAGCGACGUCAAAGGCUUGGCGGAGGAAUAUGGAUUGUCACCUCAAACCAAAUUGUUAAAACAUGACUUUGUCCUGAUUACUGAUCAAGAGUCGGAUAGUCUGCGUGAGGAUAAUGCCUGGAAGGAGGCUAGGCGUAGAGAAGGCCUGACAGUGAGAGAUGGAUUACUGGUUAGAAAGGACUAA